ACAGCAGACACCCUGCAUGCAAGCAGAGAGAAAGAGAGACCGAGGGUGGUAAAAGCUUGUUUCUCCCAAGUGAUGCUCGUCUAAGCGAGGGCGAUGUCUGCCUAUCUGAAGCACUUCACGGUGGUGGGUGACGAUCCUGCGCAGUGGAACAAUGACUACAAGAAGUGGGAGGAAGAAGAGAUGGAGGAGGAGAGCGAAGGGAAGCCGGCCGAGUCGGCCAUCAAGAUGGACCCGGCGCCCAGGCCCCCCACUUUCCGGGAGGUGAUGAGGAAGCUGUUCCAGUCGCACCGGUUUCAGAUCUUGAUUGUCUGUUUAGUGAUCCUGGAUGCCGUGCUGGUCCUGGGGGAGCUGCUUUUGGACUUGAAGAUCAUCCAUCCGGACAAACACGAGAUCGCGCCCGAGGUCUUCCACUACCUGAGCCUCUCCAUUCUAACCCUCUUCCUGGUGGAGGUGAGCUUCAAAAUCUUUGCCUACCGCCUGGAGUUCUUCCACCAUAAGUUUGAAGUCCUGGACGCCCUUGUGGUCAUCAUUUCGUUCAUCCUCGACAUUGUGGUCCUCUUCCUGAAGCACGAUUUUGAAGCGUUCGGGCUGCUGAUCCUGCUGCGGUUGUGGCGGGUGGCCAGGAUUAUCAACGGAAUCAUCCUGUCGGUGAAGACGCGCUCCGAGCAGCAAGUGUCCAAGCUGAAGCAAGCCAACCUGCAGCUCACCACGAAGGCCCAGCAGCUGGAGAACAGCUGUGCAGAGAAGGAGCUGGAAAUCGAGAGGCUCACCGAUAUCCUGAAGCAGCACGGCCUCAUCGUCGAGCAGUCGCGGUAGGCGGCCGGAUCCUGCCCCGGCCGUCUGCUCCGGGCCCGCGGACCAAACCUUCUCCCAGGCUGGGAUGUUUUGAAGACCACCCUUUUUGUACAUUCGCCGUGUUGGUCUGCAGGUGGAGCCGAUCCUUCUGGCUCCUGGAGACAUUUUUCGGUGUGUUGCAGAGGAGGCCUCUCCGGUAGGCAGCUGUAAAAUAGGGCAUGCUUACGCGGCCACUGUGCCGACCUUUAAUUGUACAGUGGUAUAGUUUAAAAAGGAUGACAAAUUAUUUAAUAAAGUCUGAUCCAUGUA
Gekko japonicus is the source of this 1104-nucleotide messenger RNA. RefSeq names its product hydrogen voltage gated channel 1 (gene HVCN1). Gene Ontology annotation, molecular function: voltage-gated proton channel activity. Bases 94 to 816 code for a protein of 240 amino acids. Lineage: Eukaryota; Metazoa; Chordata; Lepidosauria; Squamata; Gekkonidae. The transcript has 6 exons. Gene Ontology annotation, cellular component: plasma membrane. The record is from RefSeq and is a predicted model, not a curated record. Gene Ontology annotation, biological process: proton transmembrane transport.